Messenger RNA from Talaromyces amestolkiae, 2439 nucleotides. RefSeq lists its product as uncharacterized. The transcript has 7 exons. Lineage: Eukaryota; Fungi; Ascomycota; Eurotiomycetes; Eurotiales; Trichocomaceae. The record is from RefSeq and is a predicted model, not a curated record. The coding region runs from base 1 to 2439 and encodes 812 amino acids.
AUGUCGGACCGAUUUGAGUAUACAACGGGUAGUCUUCAGGACAGACAUUCUCGGGUUGCGUCGACAGUGUCCUUGGAUCAAGACUACAUAGACGACUUAGGAGUGCGGCAUUCUCAUAAGUACUACACUGAUUACGCAAGAAAGAGAACAAUCAACCAAUACGAAGAUCGGUGCCCCGGGACAAAAUCUUCAGUGAUUUGCCAAGCGAUUAUAUUCGAAGCAUCUUCUGAUAGUUGCUCAAACCGAGACACGCAGGUUGUCACUUACCAGGAUGACCGACCACUUCAGUUCGCAACCGGUGGGCAGAAGAAAACAACACAGAAUGGUAUCACCCAACCUGAAGAAUGGGCUGUUAAGUAUGAUAAUGAGAAUUCAGCUUCUGAGCCGGAGGAAGGUCCCGUUGUGGAAUGGAUAGGGCCAGUGCUUCAGGUCAAUUUUAUCGGCCGGGCUAAGUUCUCUUAUAGAGUCAUCAGAGAUGGCAGGAAACAAGAAAUCAUACCAUACAUACCAGAAAUGACAGAGGAUUUACCGUUGGAGAUUUACUCGAAAGCAUCCAUUGUGAUCAAAUCUCCCCAUUUGCUGCACGCUCUAGAGGAGCUGAUAGAUUAUUAUCCAUCAUUUCACACUCAACUCAAGGACGGAUACAAAAAGGACUUCAAGAUCGAUCCACCAUUCGCAGUGGUGAUGCACCAUUUCCAGUCUCUCAAAGAGCUAGUUGAGAAAGAGCACGAAUUUUCACACCAAAAGGACUCCCGCAACUUUCGACGGGCUGAAUUGCAGCAAAACCACAUGAGAUACCUGUACGAGUUUGCAGAGCCUUUGUACCGUGCAGACGUGGUUCCGUGUGAACAGCAUUUGUCAGAAACCGAAGGAGAUGUCCAAACCAUUCCCAGCGAAGCAAGCAAGCAGAAAUUGUGGUCGAUAAGUGUAUGGCACAUGAACACUGACGGUGCAACACUUCGACGAACAAAAAAGACAUACAUGGUUAACACGUAUCCCGGGCUGCGUGAUGUUACCGAGCUUCCCAUAUGUCCAGUCUCCAUAUGGGAUGCAAAAGAUAAAGGUGAGCGCCGUAAAAAGAUACUUACGAGGAGCAGGGUUUAUUUCAAAGCCCUCCAGCAGGGUAACCUGCUAGCCAACCUCGAUGGGCCUAUUAGAGACACGAAAACAUAUUAUACCGGGAAAGUCGUUUUAGACUAUCGAAGAGGGGUUGAGGAAGAAUACAAUGGACUUGGAUCGUUCCAACCAGUGAAGGAUCAUUAUGAGUCCUACAGAUCCUACGAUGAGAUUUGCAUCAACGACUAUCGCGGGCCUGAAUCUUCACAAUUAAUCCCGUCAUAUAUAGAUUAUUCGACAGAGAAUAAAAUUAGCAUUCUUAGCACUGAUGCGCAAUUUGGAAGCGAGAAAUCGCAGCGGUGGUUGAAUACGCAAGACUGGAGCCAUGGUGAUACAAAAUCAAAUAAAUUCAGUGGGAAAGGCCUAAAGGUCGUCAAGGAACUGACGGAGCACCAGUUGCUCUUGCUUCAUCCAGCAACGCCGGUUUACGGGUUGAAGCUCAAACAAUGGAUGUUGACAUCAAUGGACUAUAUUCGAGAGACUGUUCCAUCGUCGGAAAGUAUUGCAAAUUUGAUUAUUGGAGAAGACGAGCUGCGGACAAUCCGUGCGCUGUCAAACAAACAGAACAGCACCGCUAAGCAGUGGUCUGCAGAUUUCAUUGAAGGCAAGGGGACUGGUCAGAUUAUUUUACUUCACGACCACCCGGAGUUGGUAAAACCUACACAGUUGGUGAAGGCCAUUUCGGAAUGGCUUCACCGACCCCUUCUAGCCCUCACGGUGGCAGACAUUGGCACUGUUGAAACGCUUGUCGAAAAGCAACUGUUCAAGUGGUUCAGUCUAGCUGAAGCGUGGAAUGCGGUACUUCUUGUCGAUGAAGCAGAAAUUUUCUUGGAGCGGCGACAGAACCGCGAUUUAGGCCGCAAUGGUCUGGUAUCCGCUUUCCUUCGUCGCAUGGAGUAUUUCAAGGGACUGCUCUUCCUUACCACCAAUCGUGUUGGCCAGAUCGAUGACGCCUUCAUUUCACGGGUUCACGUAGCUAUAGGCUACGACAAACUCAAUGCCGAGACGAGAAAAAGAAUCUGGAACGGGUUCUUUCAAAAAUUGGCCAGAGAGCGAACCGGUAAGAUCCAAAUAGCACUCGACGCAAAAAAAUGGGUUUUGGAGACAGCCGGGGAAAAGCAGGUGCAGCUCAACGGAAGAGAUGUUCGCAAUGCGCUACAGACAGCCAUCACGCUUGCGGAGUUUGAGAGUGAGGAAGACCCGGAUUUUACUCCAGACAUGGUUGUUAUUGUGACCAAGAGCCACUUCCAACGGGUGCUUGAGAUGAGCAACAAGUUUCAUGACUAUGUCACAAGUAUCCGACGGGAAGAUGAGAAAAAAUGA